Molecule: messenger RNA, 2029 nt
Organism: Camellia sinensis
Lineage: Eukaryota; Viridiplantae; Streptophyta; Magnoliopsida; Ericales; Theaceae
Gene: SRT1
Product: sirtuin 1
Biological process (GO): negative regulation of transcription by RNA polymerase II
Cellular component (GO): nucleus
Molecular function (GO): histone deacetylase activity, NAD-dependent; NAD+ binding; transcription corepressor activity
Source: RefSeq, a predicted model, not a curated record
CCUAAAGAAGCCAAAUACUUCUUAACUACAACAGCAAGAGAAAGCUUCCCCUGUUUCUCUUCAUUUCAUUGAUCAACUUUAGAGAGAGAGAGAGGGAGAGAGAGGUUUUCACGAAGCAAAACAGUCAUGUCUCUGGGUUAUGCAGAGAAGCUUUCCUACAUAGAAGAUGUUGGAAAAGUUGGAAUGUCAGAGAUUUUCGACCCACCUCCCGUUUUGCAAGAAAAAAUUGAAAAACUUGCCAUAAUGAUAGAGAAGAGUAAGCAUCUAGUGGUGUUCACUGGAGCGGGGAUAUCAACCUCUUGUGGUAUACCUGACUUUCGCGGUCCCAAGGGUAUUUGGACCCUUCAGCGAGAAGGCAAAUCAUUGCCUGAAACGCCUUUGCCAUUUCAUCGUGCAAUGCCGAGCAUGACUCAUAUGGCUUUGGUUGAACUAGAGAGGGUUGGUAUCCUAAAGUUUGUUAUUAGCCAGAAUAUUGAUGGCCUCCAUCUCCGGUCUGGAAUACCGAGGGAGAAACUUUCUGAACUGCAUGGGAACGCCUUCAUGGAAUUAUGCCCUUCCUGUGGAGUUGAGUAUUUUCGGGAUUUUGAGGUGGAAACUAUUGGACUGAAGGAGACACCACGUAGUUGUUCCAGUUAUGAUUGUGGUGCAAGACUUAAAGACACUGUUGUUGACUGGGAGGAUGCUUUACCACCAAAGGAGUUGAAUCCAGCAGAGAAACACUGCAAAGUGGCUGAUGUUGUGUUAUGCUUGGGGACAAGUUUGCAGAUAACUCCUGCAUGCAAUUUGCCUCUAAAAUCACUCCGUGGUGGGGGAAAGUUCGUUAUUGUGAAUCUUCAGGAAACUCCAAAGGACAAGAAAGCAAGUUUGGUGAUCCAUGGGCUCAUAGACAAGGUAAUUGCAAGAGUCAUGGACCUACUCAAUCUGCAGAUUCCUCCAUUUGUUAGAAUUGAUCUUCUCCAAAUCAUUUUUACUCAGACCGUGAGUUUAGAUAAAAGAUAUAUGAACUGGAACCUCAGGGUAGCAAGUGUGCAUGGGAAAAACGCUCCAUUGCUGUUCAUCAGCUCUAUUGAGGUUUCGUUCUCUGAAGGGCUAAACAUGAAAGAAGCGUUUCUACAUAAACAACCACUUCGGCUAAAAAGGAGAACACUGACGACGGCAAAACCAUUUGAUGUUCUUUUGAAACUCAACUUCAGUGACGGUUGUGGGUGUUCAUACACUCGAAUUAAGGUUCCGGUUGAUUUUCAGGUUUCAAUGGACUGCUGUAACUAUAACAAGGAUGCCACAUUCGAAAAAUUGAGAGAGAGAGCUAUCCGAGAUCUGCGCUGUGGGCGCAAUGCACUUAUCGAGAAACAAGUCAUUAUAACUCCUAAAAGCGAGACUAUGGUCUAUGCAACUGUAACCAACAUUCUUGUAUAUGAAAAAACUUCUAAAGCAUUGGAAGCUGCUUCUCAAAGUAAUGGUGGUCCAAAAAGGCUACAGAACGGUGUAAAUGGGAUCGAAACAUCUCAGAAGCGACAACGAAAAGGGCAUAAGCGUAAAGUAGACGCUAAACAAUGAAGUGAGUGUCAUUUCAGUUUUUGUGUAAAUACUGUCUACUAGAAAUGCAGGUACAGAAAUAUGUGUAUUGGUGAGGACUGACUGAAUUUUGUUAGAUAAUACACUCUUGUAUCUCCCCAGCUACAUUAGGAAAAUGGGAAUUUGGUUACCAACAACCCAACUUUUGUAAACUUUUGUAAGUUGAGAAAUCUGGAAAUUGUGUUUCACAAUGGCCAUUUUGUGAGAGUAUCUGGUUUUCUUUUCUCAACGAAUUGAGUUGUGUGCUCCUUUGAUUCUGAGAAUUUUAGGAAUGGCCGUGGUGGUGGCUGGUAACCAAGUUUGAGGGACCAAAGAAAAAUAUGAGAAAGAGGAAGGUUUUUUGGUUGAGAGGAGAAAGAAAUUGGUUGAAGUUGUCAGAGCUUCCCUGUCAUUUGUGCCCACUGUAAAAAACCCUAGAUCAAUAGGCCAUGGUAAAAAUACAAAAUUGAGGACC